AUUCCUGUUGUGAAAAGUCUCUUUCUUCGUCUUCUUUUCCUUGGAUCGUCUCUGCAUCCUGCGGCGUCGUGGGGAAGUUGAAGUAACCCCCGAAUCGAGGCGUUACACGUUCCUCCAACCAGCCAAUCAACGAUCGCCACGUAACCAUUUCCUGUUCGCGCGCUCCCGGUGAAGUUCGAUUCCGGCGACGAUCAGUUAAAUCCUCUGUACUUGUCUGGGGAUUGGUACUUUUGUCUCCGUCGUGUGCGCAAUCGGAGACGGAGACGGAGACGGAGACGUUGACGAUGGUAAGAUUUGAUUCGGUUGGGGUCAACCACGCUCGUUUUAGCGGCAACCAGCAGUUUUCUUCUCCGUCCUUCUCUUCCUCUUCUUCUUCUUCUCUCCGGCAUGUCAAUUACAGUUGUGGUGCAUGUGGGUACGAACUGAAUCUAAGCUCCUCGAAUCGGGUCACUUCCACUAUCGGAUCAAAGUACGGGAAAUCCAUAAAGAAAGGAGUCAUAUCGUUCUUUAACAUCGACGAGAGCAGAUUGACUCAGGUCGAUGAGUUCCAAUGCAUGCCUCACUUCUCCAGAAACUCAUGGGGUUUGUUCAGACACAGAACUAAACUCCUCUGCCGCAGAUGUAAUAACCACAUCGGCACUGCUACUGCUCAGGACAAAGCUUCUGCUUACUCGCGCGUAGCAGAAAGCUCGGGGUCGUCUCCCAUGGAUGCCGCCUCUGGUGUUAAGAAGUACGACAUCAAGAUCCGCGCUCUUCAACCGUCUUCUGCCACACAAGGAUCCGGCGCACCGUUCUUCACGUCAACCUCUCGGACAUUCUCUCGGUGAGUCUGCUUCCGUGGACGUUUCAGGACAUCUUCCUUCAAUUUUCGCUCGAGUCUUUCUUGAACUGUUUGUAUCAUCUUGGUUCCGUGGUCGUUACAGUGGUGGAUUUGCUGUUUGUACAGUGUAUUUCUCUUCUUUUUUCUUUUUUCUGCUACUUUUGAAGGAUGGGGCAACGUGUGCAGUCUCCCGACAGACUCAUACCCGUUGUUUUUUUUUAUCCAUUCAUAAUCAAAUAAUAAGCAAUUUUCGCUUGUUUUAUAUUUUAUUCUGUUCGAUUU
Tarenaya hassleriana is the source of this 1102-nucleotide messenger RNA. RefSeq lists its product as uncharacterized. Lineage: Eukaryota; Viridiplantae; Streptophyta; Magnoliopsida; Brassicales; Cleomaceae. The record is from RefSeq and is a predicted model, not a curated record. The transcript has 2 exons. Bases 285 to 827 code for a protein of 180 amino acids.